GAAUUUGGAAGACGUGAGCAUCGCUCCCAUUCUAAAUGGUCAAGCCUCCACUGUUCUCCCAUAUCAUAGAUUCGAAUCUGCUCCUCAGAACAUUCCAAAAUCCCCGCCACAAAACCCAUCAUAAAUGCGAAUCAAACCCUAAAAAUUCUCAGACUCGUCCAAUUUCCACCAGCCUUUAUAAAUCCCUCUCUCUCGGCUCUUCCCAAAAAAAAAAACCACCCUUGAACACCACAAUCGCCAGCUCCAACCUCCGCAACUUCCUCUCUUGACUCUCCUCUCCACCUUUCGCCUCCAACGUUCUCUCUCCGGCGCUCCGUUCGGCCUCCGCCGAAAAACCCUUUUGGCCGGAGGCGGGGCGGGCUCGGGGGAGGCGAGUUUGGAAUUUGGGGAUUUCUGGGUGUUUAAGAUUUUGGGCGGUGGGUAGUCGGAAAUGGCCAUGGCGGUGGCGUCGCCGAGGAAGUCCCUGAAUGCGGUGUUCCAGAGAGUUGGGGGGUGCUAUGGGUACGGAAUGGACCAGAACCAUUCCUUGGAUGAUGAGCGAAUGGUCGAAGAAGAGGAGGCGAACAUGGAGUUGUUGGAGAUGGGGGCGGAGAGGACCAAGAAUGUGUUGAUCUUGAUGAGUGAUACGGGAGGUGGGCACAGGGCUUCUGCCGAGGCAAUUCGUGAUGCGUUUCGAUUGGAAUUUGGGGAUGAGUACAAGAUAUUUGUGAAAGAUGUUUGGAAAGAGUACACCGGCUGGCCAUUGAACGAUAUGGAGAGACAAUACAAGUUCAUGGUGAAACAUGUCCAGCUUUGGAAGGUUGCAUUCCACAGUACGUCGCCACGGUGGAUCCACAGCUUCUAUCUCGCUGCAAUUGCUGCCUUCUAUGCCAAGGAGGUGGAGGCUGGUUUGAUGGAGUACAGGCCAGACAUUAUCAUUAGUGUCCAUCCUCUAAUGCAACACAUUCCCUUAUGGGUUCUCAAAUGGCAGGGUCUUCAGAAAAAAGUAAUCUUUGUUACAGUCAUUACAGACCUCAAUUCUUGCCAUCCCACAUGGUCAGUUAAUGAACCUAUUUUGAGUUUUUUUUUUUUUUGUCAUUUUAUCUGUAGUCCAUUUUUAGCUCAUUUUAGAUUUGACUGUAUUAGGUUUCACCCUGGGGUAAACAGAUGCUACUGCCCCUCACAGGAAGUAGCCAAGAAGGCUUUACUUGAUGGCUUAGUGCCUUCUCAAAUCCAAGUAUUUGGCUUGCCCAUUCGACCUUCUUUUGCUCGCGCAGUCCUCUCUAAGGACGAUUUAAGGAUAGAGCUUGAGAUGGACCCAGUGUUGCCUGCAGUUCUACUGAUGGGAGGAGGCGAAGGAAUGGGUCCUGUUGCGAAAACUGCAAAGGCCCUGGGAGCAUCAUUGUUUGAUGAAGAACUUGGGAAACCCAUUGGCCAACUGGUUGUUAUAUGUGGUCGUAACAAAUCCCUAGUCUCAUCUCUUGAAUCCAGUGAAUGGAAGAUCCCUGUUAAGGUAAGAGGCUUCGAGACUCAAAUGGAAAAAUGGAUGGGAGCUUGCGACUGCAUAAUUACAAAGGCCGGACCAGGUACAAUUGCAGAGGCAUUGAUUAGGGGGCUCCCCAUUAUCCUCAAUGACUACAUUCCUGGACAAGAAAAGGGUAAUGUCCCUUACGUGGUAGACAACGGGGCAGGUGUUUUUACUCGAAGUUCAAAAGAAACAGCCAGGCUUGUGGCCGAAUGGUUCAGCACCAAGACAGAAGAACUCAAGCGAAUGUCAGAGAAUGCGCUCAAACUAGCACAACCUGAUGCAGUUUUCGACAUUGUGAAGGAUCUUCAUGAACUUGCAGGCCAGCGCAGCCCUCUUGCCAAAGUCCCCUACACGUUGACAUCGUCAUUCACCAGCCUGAUCUAAUAUUUCGACAGGACCAAGUCUAAGGGUUGUCCUUAAUAGAAUGCCGUGUACAGCUAGCUUUAAUAGUGUCAUUCUUUGCUUUCAUCUUCAGAGGUUUAGUUGCCUAAAGUAAGCUGUAAUUUAUUUGCUGAAGAAGCAAAAGCUGUAAUGUUCUAAAGGGAUGGAGCUUGUUUAGCCCACCAAGGUGGGCUCAGCAAUUAGGGCAGACAAAGGUUGAAAGAGAUCCUAAGUUUGAUUUUCCUCUGUGUCUCCUUGACUUGCCUGGGUUGGAGGGGGGCGGGUCGGAGGUUGUUUUGGGGUCGUCAUUUGGAGAAGGAUAAUGUGUUGUAUUUUUUCGGGUUGCAGCUUUACAUUCUUUUGUGGUCACAAAUGAACUCAGUUUGUUGUUGAGCAUCAAA
Molecule: messenger RNA, 2289 nt
Organism: Malania oleifera
Lineage: Eukaryota; Viridiplantae; Streptophyta; Magnoliopsida; Santalales; Ximeniaceae
Product: monogalactosyldiacylglycerol synthase 2, chloroplastic-like
Exons: 7
Coding region: 431-1891 (486 amino acids)
Biological process (GO): glycolipid biosynthetic process
Molecular function (GO): hexosyltransferase activity
Source: RefSeq, a predicted model, not a curated record